UAUUAAUGGUAUUUAAACAAAAUUUGUGAUUGAACUGCGCGAUUAAAUGUUUUCGCUUCGCAUUGGUAUUUAAUAAAAAAAAUAGAUAAAAUUUUAAUCGUUAGCAAUGAAUUUCCACUACUCACAUUGGAUUUCCCAAGCUAUUAUAUUAUGUGUUAUCCUAGGAGCUGGAGUAGUGACAUCAAAUGAUAAUGAAGAUGAAUAUCUAACUCAAAAAGAAAUUGUUUUGGAAAAGUCGUAUCAUGGUCUGAUUCGAGAAAAUGAAACACUCGUCGAAAUAACUCCUCUAAUUAAAGUGGAUGAGGAGAAAAUUUGUAAUUUUCGAAUUUUAAAAAAACCAUACCAUGAGAUUCCGUUUGAGAUUCAAUUAGUUAAUAACCUUGGCAUUUUAAGAGCACGCCGCUUACUAAAUUGUGAAAAAAGGAAGAGUUAUCAUUUUGAAAUACUAGCGGUAUAUUGCGAUGGGACCCCAUCAAACAAAGCCAAUGUUCAUAUUACUGUUAUUGACAUAAACGAGUAUGCACCAAUAUUUUUGGAACCGUCUUAUGUAACUGAAGUCGAAGAAGGGCGACUGUAUAAUGAAAUUUUAAGAGUUGAAGCAUCUGAUAAGGACUGCACCCCACUUUUUGGUGAUGUUUGCAAAUAUGAGAUUCUUAACAAUGAUGAACCAUUUUCAAUCGACAAUGAAGGCUCAAUCAAAAACACUGAACCACUUUCGCAUAAGGUAUCACAUAACCACAUUCUAUCCGUAGUAGCUUAUGAUUGCGCAAUGAAAGAAUCGGCUGCUAUUAUGGUUAGCAUUAAAGUGCGUCGUAUUUGUGAGGCGAGGUUUUUAGGUUUACCAGAACGCAUCGAUUAUUCGUCUGGUAUCACAGAAAGCCUGCUAUUGUUCCCAAAUGCCCGUUUGGAUUUAUGCGAUAUAUCUUGCACUAAUGAGAAUGUCACUAUUCAUACAUCCAUAGCGCUUAAGACCAAGCAUAUAUCAUUUGGAUGCGAUCGUGACCUAAGAAGUUGCAAUUCAAGCCAAAGAAUGAUGGACCUCUUACCCCAAAGAGCAGAUUGGACUAAAGAAUUAAAUUAUGAUGAAGGUGUCGAACCAAUUUUCCACUUUGACGGAUCAUUGGGGGUGGUAGUGCCCCAAACGGUUCUUGAUCACUACGAUUUUUCUUCUCGCUCGUUUAGUAUACUUACAAUGUUCCGGCACAGCAGUCGAGGAACGAUAAAUAAACAUGUCAAAGAGCAUAUAAUGUGUAGCGCUGACGACCAUAAAAUGAAUCGACACCACAUGGCAUUAUUUGUUAGGAACUGUCGUCUUAUUCUUUUAUUGAGAAAGAACUUUAACGAAGGGGACAUAAACAUUUUUAGUCCAGCUGAAUGGCGUUGGAAAAUACCUCAGGUCUGUGACAAUGAAUGGCAUCAUUAUGUUAUAAAUGUCGUUGACCCAGUGAAAGUGGAUUUAUUUAUUGACGGUAUUCAAUUUGAAAAUUCGGUUGAGGAUCGACAUAGUAACCCAGAAGUAAUUGAUGAUUGGCCACUACAUGCUGCUCAUGGUGUUAAUACUUCUUUAGCUAUUGGUGCGUGCUAUCAAAGUUCCGAAAACAGAAUGAAGCAUGGAUUUAAUGGAGACAUAUCAGAGGUUAAGCUUACAUUUGAUGGUGUUUUAAAUGCCAACGAUAUAAAAUGUGGAACUUGUUGCGCUGAGCACUUGCUGCCGCCGGAAAGUGUUGAAACAAAAAAUUAUACAACAGCCUUAGUAAACACAAAAGUUCAAGCAAACCUACAAAUGAAUGAAAUAUAUAUUCAAGCAAACGCUAAGCACGAUAUUGAACAACUGAUGCGCAAAAUUCAAUACAUUAAUGUUAAACCAAACCCAACAAUAGGAAGACGAAACAUAGAAGUUCGUACCACCCUUUCUUGUAUCAAUCAAAGCUCAUUACGUUUACCAACCAUAGAAACGUAUAUUAUGGUAAACCAACCUUUAGCUCCCCUCGGUAUUGAAGUUGCUGCCGAAUUUACUUCGAAAAAAAAAAAGGAUAAUACAUCUUUGACGUUUACCAUUGAUAAAUUUAAAUCAAUCUUUCAAUUUGAUUCAUCAGAUCCAGGAACAGAAAUGGAUACCAAAAAAAUAUCUAUAUCUGGAACUACAAAUAAAUUGGUUUCUUAUCAAGAAAUUAAGUUGGGCGUACACAUUUUAGAUAAAAUUUACAUUGACAUGUUAUCUAAGAAUAGUGGAACAAAAUCUGGAACAAAUCGGCUUGAUUCCUGCAGCGUUGUUGUGUUUCCUUCUUUAAAUCCAGAUCAUGAAGAUAUUCAAAUAGACGGUGACGAGUCAUUGUCGUCUACUAUGGAUAUUAAGACAAAUAUAGAUAAAGAUGGCGUGGAAAUGAUUGGACUGGACACCAUACAUAAUUAUUUGAAUGUGUUACGGUCUCUUGUCUAUAGUAAUAAAAAGCCGGCCUAUUAUUUAAAUAGAGUUUUUAAACUCUCAUGUGCGCAAAUAAGAUCGCUGUACAAAAGUGCGGAAUACACAUUAACAUUAACGGUAUUGCAUCCCAAACAAAUGAUAAAGUCGACAACAGAACAACCUUCGACUUUAUUUCCCAAUGAACACAGUGAUAAGAGUUCUAGUAUUGAUGCAGCUUUCCAUUUAAACAGCGAUGUGGAAAAUAAAGAUGUUAAUCAAGCUUCAGAUUCAAGAAUAUUUUCGUAUUCGCUUCUGCACCAAAACGAUGUUCAAGAACCAAAGUCUCAUAUUCACUCUAUUGUACAUAAAGCUGAGGGUUCACAUCUUUCUAUGCUUAUAAUUCUUGUGAGUGUUUUUUUGGCUAUUUUGCUGUGUGGAGUUUCUGUUGCCCGUUUGAAGAACAGUCAGAAGUACACUGAUCGUCACCAGCAUUGCCCAAAGAUUCUUGAUGAUGGCUUGGUUUGGGACGAUUCGGCAUUGACUAUAACUAUAAACCCAAUGCAAACAGAUGUUGCAUCUGAUGAUAGUUCUGAGUCGGAAAAUUCCGAAUCUGAAGAGGACGAAGCUCUGAAGGAUGGUUUUGCCCAUUUCAACCAGCUUGAAUGGGAUAACACUAAUAUAUUUCAACAGUAAAGAAUGCCCCAAAUUUCCUUUCAUCAAAAAUAUGUAAAUGUGCUAAUAAGUAAUAACAUAACACAAAUUAAAAAUAUAUUGAAAAUUUGUUCAUAUGCGAAUAUAUAAACGAUACAUUAUUGUUAAGACGCGGAUUCAUUUAUUAAUCAAAAAAUAAUUUUUGUUGCGAAACAAUGAUUGUAUAAACUAAGUCAGUAGGCGUGCUAAUACGUAUGUACAUUUAAAUGUAUUUAAAAGAAAUAUCAGCUCGUCUACAAAUAAUACUAAGGUAUAGUACAAUUAAUAUAUAUUUGACAACGCUAUUUCCAUCAUAGCCGCAUACAAACAACUAAUAUAAAUACUUAAUAGAACAUUUAUAAAGGAUCUGUUCUAUCCUCGCAUAAAAAUGUAUUUUACACAUUUCGUAGAUUUUCAUCUGCAUUCUGUCGCCAUUGCAUAGGAGGUACCUCCGUCCCAUAUAUUAAGGCUAAUAUUCAUUAACUUAAUAAUCAAUACAAAAUCAGUGUGGUCAUAAAAGCAGCACUUGUUAAAGAUUAUUAUAUUUCAAUACUUAAAACAUAGAUUAGGAAAACAAAUCGAGAAAAAACAACCAACUUAAUUUUAUUUGAUCUUACAGUUACUCCAAUAUGUUACUCCCAAAACUAAACAAAAUUAAAAAACAUCAAUUUUAA
Molecule: messenger RNA, 3768 nt
Organism: Drosophila bipectinata
Lineage: Eukaryota; Metazoa; Arthropoda; Insecta; Diptera; Drosophilidae
Gene: Cals
Product: calsyntenin 1
Biological process (GO): positive regulation of synaptic transmission; homophilic cell-cell adhesion; positive regulation of synapse assembly
Cellular component (GO): cell surface; postsynaptic membrane
Molecular function (GO): amyloid-beta binding; X11-like protein binding; kinesin binding
Source: RefSeq, a predicted model, not a curated record